Molecule: messenger RNA, 1809 nt
Organism: Asparagus officinalis (garden asparagus)
Lineage: Eukaryota; Viridiplantae; Streptophyta; Magnoliopsida; Asparagales; Asparagaceae
Exons: 5
Coding region: 74-574 (166 amino acids)
Source: RefSeq, a predicted model, not a curated record
UAUCCCUUAUAAUCGUUACACAAAAUUUUCAUCAUCAUCGUCGUUAAUCAAAAGCCCUAAAUUUCCGUUGGUUAUGUGCCUCCUCUCAUCUCACCAGUUCAUCAGUUACCCUUCUCCUCAGCCCAUCUCCUCAGUUCAUCGGUUACGCUGUCCCACCAUCUUAAAGAUGAGUAUUAUUGCCCUAAUCAUCAACAUCAUGCCUCCGCCAUCAUCUCCUCAGUUCUCAGAAUUUGGACGUCGGUUAGGAUCAGGAAGGAAUUUCAUUGAAGAAGUUUCAAGCGAUGAGGGUUUCAAUAUUCGAGCAGCUGUUGUAGCGAGUUUAGAAAUAUUUGGUGUCCCACUUGAGAUUAUCGUACAACGUCAACAGUCAACUAGGCCUGUUCCUCAAGUCUUGGUACGAUGUGCAGAUCAUUUAAUAAUAUCAGACUGGAAUGCACAGUUGCCAGAUGAUGUAAGCGCAAUUGAUGUGGCAACAUUGAUAAAAUGCUAUCUUGCUAGCCUUCCUGAGCCACCGACCACUUUUGCACUUUAUGAUGAAAUUAGAGAUGCCAGAAGCAGUAUUCAAGACAUGUGAAAUGUUCUGAAGAAGCUUCCAAAUGCAAAUUACAUGAGUCAUGACACUGGAAUUUGUUACUGCUCUGUUGCUUCGGGUGAGCCAAAAGGCAUCUGUAAACAAGAGAUUUUGACUGCAUCAGAGAAGUAAAUUGUUUAUAAUACGUGUGCUUCACUAUGGCGAUAUUUCAUAGAGAGGAUAUAGUGCACGCCCUUUGCCUAAUUGAAGGCUUGUAUCUCAAUUUGCUAGAUUGAGAAAGCAAGAAUUUCCUCUCCCUUGCACUUGGCAAUACAGUUCACUUGUGGCAUGGAGCAGAUGAAUCUGUAACAAAGAUGGUGACAGUGGAACAAGGUGUAGGGCCUGUGGACGACAUUAGCUGGCUGCCUGAUGGACGACAUAUUGCAGUUGGAUUCGAUUCUUGUCAUGAUCAGUUGUGAGAUUCAAGCUAUAAUCGCUUGUUAAGGAAUACGCGAGGAGUGCACAAUUUUAGAGUCGGGUCUCUUUGUUGGAGCAAUAGUAAUAUCUUAACAUUUGGUUGAAAGUAUGGGAAGACUAUCAAUUAUGAUAUGAGAAUGAGACCACAUGUCAUCUGAAUGUAUAGAGGUCGUGAAGGGAAAGUCUAUGGUCUCAAAUGGUCGAGCUAAAUGCAACAACUUGCUAGCUGAGUUAAUGAAAGCUUUAUCUACAUCUGGAACUUCUCCAUGGCCUCUCACAAUCCUCAAACUCAGAGCCAGUGGCUGCAUUGGUUUGGAUACCAAACUUCAGCUAUCAUUGGUUUGAAUACCAAACUUCAGCUAUCAGGACCCUCACUUGGAUUCGUGCUGUUAGCUAUGUUGCCAAUUUGUCAUAUCCAUCACUUCACCAGAUUUUCAUUAAAUAUGUUCCAUAUGUGAGAUCCUAUAGACCCUGUUUAUCAUUAUAGCUGCCAUCUCUUUAGUUAUUUGACAUUGAAUAUGGUGUGGCUCCUCAUUCUCACACAAUCGGCAAGAAGUUUUUAUCAGCAUUACUUCCAUCCAAUCACAUUAUAUUGUGACCACCGAGCUCAGCAUGAACAAUUCGAGGAUUAAUGUUAGGUUAGGUAGUGUAUUGCCUUAGUACUGUAUGCCUCAAUUUACGUGUGUCACCGGCUUGUCAAAGUUAAUGCAUUAAAUGGUUAUCAGUUGUGAUUAGACUUGCGAGCAAGAGGUCAAAUCUUGUCAGUGGUGUCUCAUCUUUUGUAUGAAAGCGUCCAAUGAUAAAGAAAGAUAUUUAUAAUA